AUGACUCUCUCUUAUCUUGCAGGUAGCCACGCCUUCCUCCCUGGAUCACCAGACAGCAGAUACACUUCUCCAAAGCCAGCAGGCGGAUCCUUCAGCUUGACGAUCGCGUGUCCCCCGAAGGGUGUGUACCAUUACCCCAAAGUAGGUACUACCUAUGACCAGUACCUUAGGUGCGUGGAGGGCCAGCUCAGCCACCACACCUGCCCGGAAGGACUAGUUUUCAAAAGGAAAACCGACGGGAAGCAUUUUCCGUGUGAAUAUCCCGAGAAUGUUGUCUUUCCAAAAUCCAGUCGGUUUUCCUGCCCAGUCGGUCUGUCAUCUGGUCUGCGGUGGAAGAAGGAAACUUUACAUCCCUCACCGCACAGCUGCCGUGAGUUUUACGUUUGUGUUGGUGGAGUUCCGAAGCGUCAACUGUGUCACCUCGGCAAAGUGUUCAGCGAGAAGAUCUCCGCAUGUGCCCAGCCUCAGGAUGUCCCAGGAUGCGAAGACUUCCACUACAGGAGAGGAGACAGUACAACCACACGCCAACAGAUGAAGCUGAACAAACUCGGUGACACUCAAGGUACUCUCGCCCAUCAUAGCCACGACCUCAUUACAAAUAAACAUGUAAUCUUAUUGAAGUAAAAUUGUGCAAUGUGGUUUGACUGAUUAGAUAAGUAAAUAAAUUAUCAUUGUCAUUGUCAUCGGUACCAUUAUCUUUCUCUACAACUAUUGCUUAUCCAUUUUGAGCAGCUUUCCUUUGCCGACCUCUUCUGCCGUGUAUCUGUAUGUCUUGCUCGUUCUUCUAUUUUCUUCUGUCGUGUAUGUAGCUAUAAUCCUAUAUUCAUUGUCAUGCUCGUACUUAUACCAUGGUCACCUACUAUGGAAACCAAAACUAGUUUCAGAUUUGUAUAUGUAAAUAUAAAAGCUCCUUUAAUAACUCUCUUGUAGAAAUCUUGAAAAUCACACAACAUAGUUUUGUUGUGUGACCUACUUUUUUUUUUUUUUUUUUUUUUUUU
Messenger RNA from Portunus trituberculatus (swimming crab), 998 nucleotides. Its product is annotated as protein obstructor-E-like. The record is from RefSeq and is a predicted model, not a curated record. Lineage: Eukaryota; Metazoa; Arthropoda; Malacostraca; Decapoda; Portunidae. Gene Ontology annotation, cellular component: extracellular region. Bases 1 to 624 code for a protein of 207 amino acids. Gene Ontology annotation, molecular function: chitin binding. The transcript is spliced from 5 exons.